This is a messenger RNA of Choloepus didactylus (southern two-toed sloth), 1882 nucleotides long. It is a transcript of the gene TOP1MT, whose product is annotated as DNA topoisomerase I mitochondrial. Gene Ontology annotation, biological process: DNA topological change; DNA replication. The transcript has 14 exons. Gene Ontology annotation, cellular component: mitochondrial nucleoid; chromosome. The record is from RefSeq and is a predicted model, not a curated record. Gene Ontology annotation, molecular function: DNA binding; DNA topoisomerase type I (single strand cut, ATP-independent) activity. The coding region runs from base 11 to 1804 and encodes 597 amino acids. NCBI's taxonomy places the organism in Eukaryota, Metazoa, Chordata, Mammalia, Pilosa, Megalonychidae.
GCGAGGACGGAUGCGCGGCGGGCCUCUCCCGCGGCUGGGGCGGGCGGCGUGGGGGCUGCGCCCGGGCUCCCCGCGGUCCCCCGGAGCUGCUCGGCGGUCGGCGCCGGGGGCGGGAGCGCGGUGGGUAGAAGAGAAGCGCGAGGAUGGCGUGAGAUGGAAGCAACUGGAACACAGAGGCCCAUACUUCGCUCCCUCAUAUGAGCCUCUUCCUGAUGAUGUGCACUUCUACUACGACGGAGAGCCCAUGAAGCUGAGCUUAGCCGCUGAGGAGGUGGCCACCUUUUAUGGGAAAAUGUUGGAUCAUGAGUACACAAUGAAGGAAGUUUUCCGGAAGAACUUCUUCAGUGACUGGCGGAAGGAGAUGUCAGCAGAAGAGAGAAAAGUGAUCAGGCGCUUGGACAAGUGUGACUUCACAGAGAUCCACAGGCACUUUGUGGACAGAAGCGCAGCCCAGAAAGCCCUGCCCAGGGAGGAGAAGCAGAAGCUAAAAGAAGAGGCAGAAAAGCUUCAGCAAGAGUUUGGCUACUGUAUUUUAGAUGGUCACCGGGAAAAGAUAGGCAACUUCAAGACUGAGCCCCCAGGGCUGUUCCGGGGCCGGGGUGAACACCCCAAGAUGGGGAUGUUGAAGAGGAGGAUCCGGCCGGAGGACGUGGUCAUCAACUGCAGCAGGGACUCAAAAAUCCCCGAGCCCCCAGCGGGUCAUUGCUGGAAGGAGGUGCGCUCCGACAACACGGUGACCUGGCUGGCGUCCUGGACGGAGAACAUCCAGAACUCCAUCAAGUACAUCAUGCUGAACCCGAGCUCGAAGCUGAAGGGGGAGAAGGACUGGCAGAAGUACGAGCUAGCACGCCGCCUCAAGGGGCUUGUCGGCACGAUCCGGGCUCAGUAUCGGGCUGAUUGGAAGUCUCGAGAGAUGAAGAAGAGGCAGCGAGCCGUGGCCCUGUACUUCAUCGAUAAGCUGGCGCUGCGAGCCGGGAACGAGAAGGAAGAGGGCGAGACAGCGGACACAGUGGGCUGCUGCUCGCUGCGCGUGGAGCACGUCCGGCUGCUUGCGGAGGCCGGUGGCCAGGAGCACAUCGUGGAGCUGGACUUCCUGGGGAAGGACUCCAUCCGCUACUACAACCGCGUGCCCGUGGAGAAGCCCGUGUACAAGAACCUGCAGCUGUUCAUGGAGAACAAGGACCCCGGGGACGAGCUCUUCGACAGGCUGACCACUACCAGCCUGAACAAGCACCUCCAGGACCUGAUGGACGGCCUGACGGCCAAGGUCUUCCGGACCUACAACGCCUCGGCCACCCUGCAGGAGCAGCUGCGCGCCCUGACCCGCGCUGAGGACAACGUGGCAGCCAAGAUCCUCUCCUACAACCGGGCUAACCGAGCCGUGGCCAUGCUCUGCAACCACCAGCGCGCCACCCCCAAGACCUUCGCCCGGUCGAUGCAGAAUCUCCAGCUGAAGAUCGAGGCGAAGCGGGAGCGGGUGGCCGAGGCCAAGGCGGAAGUGGAGAAGGCGGAGGCCGAGCUUGGCGCCGGGGGAGACGGCAAAGGCCAGAGCUUCCUGGAGAAGAGGCGGCGGCUGCUGGGGAGGCUGGAGGAGCAGCUGGGGAGGCUGACCACGCAGGCCACGGACAAGGAGGAGAACAAGCAGGUCGCCCUGGGCACAUCCAAGCUCAACUACCUGGACCCGCGCAUCAGCGUCGCCUGGUGCAGGCGGUUCGCGGUGCCCAUAGAGAAGAUCUACAACAAGACGCAGAGGGAGAAGUUUGCCUGGGCCAUCGAUAUGGCGGGCGAGGACUUUGAAUUCUGACCCGUCUCUGUGUCUCUCCGAAGCGCCUUUUCUGUUUUUCCCCUAUUAAAGCAAUAUUGGGGGCAUUUUGUACAAGGA